Clunio marinus is the source of this 246-nucleotide messenger RNA. The record is from the annotation of a GenBank genome assembly. NCBI's taxonomy places the organism in Eukaryota, Metazoa, Arthropoda, Insecta, Diptera, Chironomidae.
AUGAAACUUUUCAUUGCUAGAGCUUCUCGAAACAUAAAAGUUCCCAGAACUACUCUGCUUGUGUAUAAAGGUUUCAGGUUUUGUUCAUUGAAUAAAAAUACAAUACAUUUUGAAAAAGAUAUCAUGUUAUUUGUUGAAGAGAACUCACUUGGACAUGGAGAUCUUAACGUCGUUGUUAUCAUUCAAACAAUUACGCAAAAUGUUGAUGAUAUCACUCUUCUUGACAAGCUUCAUUUUGAUAUUUAA